GAUAACAGCUGGGCUCAGGAGGGGCGGGAGCUCCGGAGGAGGAGCAGGAGGAGAGGCCGACAGGCUUCAUUUGGAGCCAGAGCCUGGCUGUUGCUCAGGUUACCAGUGUCUCUCUCAGAGGGUUCGACCAACGGUGUGACCAGCUGGUGGGGUCUCGCCGCAAUGAUCCAGAAUGUCGGAAAUCACCUGCGAAGGGGCUUCGCCUCCGUGUUCUCAAGCCGCCUGUCCCGGAAGUCAGCCUCGCACGCAGAGAAAGACGACGGUGCCAUGGCGGGCGGCGAGGGGUACCGGAACCCCACUGAGGUGCAGAUGAGCCAGCUCGUGCUGCCUUGCCACACCAACCAGCGCGGCGAGCUGAGCGUCGGGCAGCUGCUCAAGUGGAUUGACACCACGGCCUGCCUGUCCGCCGAGAGGCACGCUGGCUGCCCCUGCGUCACCGCCUCCAUGGACGAUAUCUAUUUUGAGCACACCAUCAGUGUCGGACAAGUGGUGAAUAUCAAGGCCAAGGUGAACCGGGCCUUCAACUCUAGCAUGGAGGUGGGCAUCCAGGUGGCCUCUGAGGACCUGUGCUCCGAGAAGCAGUGGAAUGUGUGCAAGGCCUUCGCCACCUUUGUGGCCCACCGGGAACUCUCCAAGGUGAAGCUGAAGCAGACCACGCCGCAGACGGAGGAGGAGAAGACCGAGCACAGUGUGGCGGCUGAACGGCGGCGCAUGCGGCUGCUCUACGCGGACACCAUCAAGGACCUCCUGGCCAACUGCGUCAUUCAGGAUGAUCUGGAGAGUAGAGACUGCAGCUGCAUGGUGCCGGCCGAGAGGACCCGCGUGGAGAGCGUGGAGCUGGUGCUGCCCCCCCAUGCCAAUCACCAAGGCAAUACCUUUGGGGGCCAGAUCAUGGCCUGGAUGGAGAACGUGGCCACCAUCGCAGCCAGCCGGCUGUGCCGAGCCCACCCUACGCUGAAGACCAUUGAGAUGUUCCACUUCCGGGGCCCCUCCCAGGUUGGGGACCGCCUGGUGCUCAAGGCCAUCGUCAACAACGCCUUCAAGCAUAGCAUGGAGGUGGGCGUGUGCGUAGAGGCUUACCGCCAGGGUGCUGAGACCCAACGGCGGCACAUCAACAGCGCCUUCAUGACCUUCGUGGUCCUAGACGCGGACGACCAGCCUCGGACUCUGCCCUGGAUUCGGCCCCAGCCCGGGGAUGGCGAGCGGCGGUACCGAGAGGCUAGUGCCAGGAAGAAGAUCCGACUGGACAGGAAGUACAUUGUGUCCUGUAAACAGACAGAAAUGCCCAUCUCUGUCCCCUGGGACCCUAGCAACCAGGUAUACCUGAGCUACAACAAUGUCUCCUCCCUGAAGAUGCUUGUGACCAAGGACAACUGGGUGCUGUCCUCGGAGAUCAACCAGGUCCGCCUGUACACCCUGGAGGACGACAAGUUCCUCUCCUUCCACAUGGAGAUGCUGGUGCAGGUGGAAACAAUCCAGGCCUUCCUGCUGCUCUCAGACCUGCUUCGGAGGCCCGAGUGGGACAAGCACUACCGGAGCGUGGAGCUAGUGCAGCAGGUGGAUGAGGAUGAUGCCAUCUACCAUGUCAUCAGCCCUGCCCUUGGCGGUGACGCCAAGCCCCAGGACUUUGUGAUCCUGGCCUCUCGGCGGAAGCCGUGCGACAACGGGGACCCCUAUGUCAUCGCGCUGAGGUCCGUUACACUGCCCACGCACCCCGAGACACCAGCAUACAGGCGCGGGGAGACCCUCUGCUCAGGCUUCUGCUUCUGGCGAGAGGGGGACCAGCUGACCAAGGUGUCCUACUACAACCAGGCUACCCCGGGCUUUCUCAACUACGUGACCACCAACGUGGCUGGUCUCUCUUCUGAGUUCUACACCACCGUCAAGGCUUGUGAGCAGUUCCUCUUGGACAACCGGAGCGAUCUGGCCCCCAGCCUCCAGACCCUCUAGGCAACCCUCGGUGGCCACCUCCUGCCCACGCCCACUCCAUCCGGUCCCCAGGGACGGGACACACGUGCAAUGCAUUGAGGAAGGCAGGGGCAUUUAUUCUUUCCCGCCCCCUCCCCGCCCCGGGGGAAGCCUUCACCCAGGGGUCCACCUGCCCAGCACCACUGGGCGCUCAGUUCCUGCCAACGUCCGCCAGCAAGUCUUCACGGUAGCUCCGGGGCAGCCUGUAGUAGAUUCGGGUCUUGUCCAUAGCCCUGGCCGCCAGCAGCGCUGCCCGCACGGAUGCGUAGUUGCCCCCCAGAGGGCUCUGCUCCACCGUGACAGUGGCCCUGGGGGAGGCGGCCAGCAGCCUGGCCACGACUCCAGCCGUGUUCUGGCCCAGCAGUCCUGCGUGCAGCUGGAAGGACACAGGCUGCCAGAGAGCCCGGCACAGCUCCAGCAUAUCUUCAAGCAGCUGUUCCCUGUAGCCGCUGCCCAGCGCCUCCACGGGCCAACCCGGUGCCACUGUCACAUGGGGGAAGAUCUCAGCCACAGCCGUAAGCAACUCCUGGCCGUCCAGGUGGCCAGGGACUGCAAA
Lynx canadensis (Canada lynx) is the source of this 2524-nucleotide messenger RNA. It is a transcript of the gene ACOT11, whose product is annotated as acyl-CoA thioesterase 11. The transcript has 16 exons. Gene Ontology annotation, cellular component: extracellular exosome. Gene Ontology annotation, molecular function: lipid binding; thiolester hydrolase activity. The record is from RefSeq and is a predicted model, not a curated record. The coding region runs from base 163 to 1950 and encodes 595 amino acids. NCBI's taxonomy places the organism in Eukaryota, Metazoa, Chordata, Mammalia, Carnivora, Felidae.